Suillus bovinus is the source of this 1960-nucleotide messenger RNA. Its product is annotated as nitrate transporter. The record is from RefSeq and is a predicted model, not a curated record. Gene Ontology annotation, cellular component: membrane. Gene Ontology annotation, biological process: nitrite transport; nitrate transmembrane transport. The coding region runs from base 325 to 1839 and encodes 504 amino acids. Gene Ontology annotation, molecular function: nitrite transmembrane transporter activity; nitrate transmembrane transporter activity. Lineage: Eukaryota; Fungi; Basidiomycota; Agaricomycetes; Boletales; Suillaceae. The transcript is spliced from 15 exons.
UACUGCCUUCUGCACAGAUCACCUCAGUUGGCAUGCCGAGCCUUUGUCCUUAUCUUUUCCUACUAUAACGUUCCGUUAGACCCGGAUAAUCACAUGGCGAAAUAUUCAGGGUGCCUUCCUCGAGCCACGACAAUAUUAGAUCUCCGUCACGCACCGCUAGGACAGCAUCAUAAUUGACAACCGCAUCAAUGACUGUGUAUUUGUUCCCAUCCCGUCUUAUCAUUCCUGGUCUUUACCGAAAGUUUGAAAUAAACCUAAGAGGCUCACUCUCCAUUUAAGAUCUUGCAAUUCGCCCUUCAACACUGUAUUCAGUCGACUGCAUCCAUGCCUGCUCCGACACAUUCUGGCAUCAACAAUGCUUGGUAUGCCAGUCUACGCUACCCAGUGAUCAAUCCCACCAACCGCAAAUGCUCCACGGUUCCUAUUUUCUCGCUAAACAAUCAGUACUCUAGAAAUUUCCACCUGUCGUGGCUUGGAUUCUUUGUCGCUUUCUUGUCGUGGUUUGCGUUCUCCCCUCUCAUUCCAGAUGUCAUCAAGACUGAUUUGAAGUUGACAUCUGAGCAAGUCGGGAAUUCGAAUAUCGUUUCGCUGUGCGCCACUCUCAUUGUACGCCUUAUAUCAGGCCCGCUCAUCGAUCGAUAUGGGCCUCGCAAAGUGAUGGCGGGUCUCCUCAUUAUUGGGGCGAUUCCUUCUGGUCUUGCUGGAACCGUAUCAACUGCAAGUGGUCUUUACAUUGUCCGUUUCUUUAUUGGAAUUCUUGGUGGCACAUUCGUCUCUUGUCAAGCUUGGAACACUGUUUUCUUUGACAAGAACGUCGUUGGUAGAGCGAAUGCCUUAGGCGGAGGCUGGGGAAAUUCGGGCGGCGGCUUCACAUUCAUCAUCAUGAUCGCUCUCUUCAAUCAAUUACUUGCUGAUGGUAUGAGCCCGCACGUGGCCUGGCGAGUGGCAUUUGCAAUUGUUCCUGUCCCCAUUCUCCUUUCCGUUGCUGCUGCCGUUCUCAUUUUUGGCACCGACCACCCCGCGGGCAAAUGGAGUGAUCGCUAUACUGCUGUUUCCACUGCGCUUCCUGCAUCUGAUAAUGAAACGAGCAUUAUCAAUAGCAAAAAUACAAAAACAAAGUCAAGUGAUGAUAUCGAGGGUGGAGAAGAAGACGAUAUCAAGGUCACUGUCACGGCUAUAAACUUGGUUUCAGAAUUGGAUGCUGCUGUCAACAAACCACUUUCCCUGAAAAUGGCAUACGAAAUCAUUUUAGACCCGCUGACCUGGCUGCCCUCGUUAGCUUAUAUGACGACUUUCGGCUACGAGCUAGCUAUUGAUGCCAACCUGGCUAACGUUCUGUAUACCCUGCUCAAAUCCCCCACUUUUGGGCAGACUAAAGCUGGCUAUAUUGCAGGCAUCUACGGUCUCCUUAACGUGUUCUCUCGGCCGCUUGGUGGAUAUUUCGGAGACCUCAUAUAUGUCAAAUUUGGUGUGCCUGGCAAGAAGUACCUGACCAUCGCUUGUGGAGUCGCUCAAGGGCUUCUAUCGCUUGGUCUUGGUCUUUACAUUGAUAACCACUCUCAUCCAUCCCUCACGGUCAUCAUUGCGAUCUUUGUCAUUCUCGCAAUCUUCAACGAGGUCGCCAAUGGAGUCAAUUUUUCCCUUGUUCCACAUUGCAACCCCAACUCUAAUGGAUUUAUGAGCGGAAUUGUAGGCGCCAUGGGAAAUCUUGGAGGGAUACUCUUCGCAAUUAUCUUUCGCUUUGAGCCAUCUCCUCCUGCCAAGGCAUUUUGGAUAUGUGGCAUUAUCACGGUUGGCGUAAAUCUUAUUCUCUGUAUUAUCCGUGUACCUCGUGUCUGAACAAGUGAUCUUGGGUGCCUAAGUAGUUUUUUUUUUCUUUUCUUCUGACAGAACCUUUCUUUAAGGAAUAUGUUUUUGUCUGUUCGUAUCGUCCAACCAAAUGAGACUUUCAUAAAUUGCA